GGGGCCUUUGACCUUGAAGGAACUUCCUUCUGGAUGGAAACAUCCCUGAGGCUCGCAGAGGCAAGACGAGUGCCCUCAGUGGUCUCUCUUCUCCGGCCGCGCUGAGCUAAACCAGGAGCUCGGAAGGGACUCGCGGGCCCCUCCUGCUGCCCAAAGGGGGAAUGCUCAAAGCCCGUCUGGGGAGCAGAAGGGAGGUGGGGACCAGGAUUUUGGUAAUGCCGUUAAAAUGCAGCAACUGAUUUGAGCCAAGCCUGUAACUGCACAGUUAGCCACUGAAAGAGGCGAAGCGAACACAAAAGUUUUCCCCCCUUGCAAAGCGGGGUGGGGGGAGCUGAUCAGCGAAAGAUGACUUCAUUUUGGGUAUACUGUACUUGAGAUGUGACCGGGCGGAGAAAACGGACAUAAACUAAAUAAGAGUGGGGUCUGGGAAAAGCUCUUCUACGGAGACUCAGAGCAGGCUGGAGGGAGAAGGUGAUUGCUCCGGGAGUCCUGCCGAACCCAAGAAACUGGAUUGCAGAGAUGGCUGACUCCGCCAAGGUGUUACGGCUUUUUAAAACCUUGCACAGGACUAGACAGCAAGUUUUUAAAAACGAUAUCAAAGCACUAGAAGCAGCAAGAAAAAAGAUAAAUGAAGAAUUCAAAAAGAAUAAAAGUGAGACUUCACCGGAGGAAAUAGAAAAAUUGAUCAAGAUAGGUUCUGAUGUUGAAUUGAUACUCAGAAAAUCUGUCAUACAAGGCAUUCACACAGAUCACAACACUUUGAAAUUAGUUCCUAGGAAAGACCUUCUUACAGAAAAUAUUCCUUACUGUGAUGCACCUGCCCAAAAGCCAUGAAUCUUCUUGGACAAUUUAUUGCGUAUUAUGACACCCUUUAUACCUAAAACCAGAAAGUGACAAUUAGAAUGUGCAUCUUGAAUAGAUUUUUUACUGGAAAGGCAUCGUUGGGGAAAGCUAAUUGUACAACAGAAUUAGAAUGCUUGACUGCAUUUUAUGUUGGGAAGAUGUCAUUUGGAAAAACUCAUUGUGGUUGAAUGUUUCUGAAGAGUAUUUGAUAAGAUAGUUCAUUUUCAUAGGAAUUCAGUCCAUGUUUUUUUCUGUAAGUUAUGCUCAGGUAUAUCAUACUGUGAAUGUGUGUGUGAUUUUACCAUGGAUUGAGAAUGAAGUGUUUUAACAAACUGACUUGUUUUCUAUUAAAUUCUGGCUUAAAUUGUA
Molecule: messenger RNA, 1212 nt
Organism: Dromiciops gliroides (monito del monte)
Lineage: Eukaryota; Metazoa; Chordata; Mammalia; Microbiotheria; Microbiotheriidae
Product: complex III assembly factor LYRM7
Exons: 3
Coding region: 520-834 (104 amino acids)
Biological process (GO): mitochondrial respiratory chain complex III assembly
Source: RefSeq, a predicted model, not a curated record